Cololabis saira (Pacific saury) is the source of this 1529-nucleotide messenger RNA. RefSeq lists its product as uncharacterized. The coding region runs from base 11 to 712 and encodes 233 amino acids. The transcript has 5 exons. NCBI's taxonomy places the organism in Eukaryota, Metazoa, Chordata, Actinopteri, Beloniformes, Belonidae. The record is from RefSeq and is a predicted model, not a curated record.
CACAUCAGUCAUGGACGGACUGCACAUCGUUCUGUUGGUUAUCCUGGGAGCUUUUUCCUGCAGUCCCUGGAUUUCAGGAUCAGUGUUGGAGGUGACAGCCAGACCUGGAGACAACAUUACUGUCUAUUGUGACUGUAAACCACGAGUUGGAGAGUACAUAGUGUGGUUCAGAAAUUGUUCCCACGAGAACCAACCUUCUCUUGUGCUAACUGUAUUCAGUCGUGGUGACUGGGACAACCGUCAGAAACCUUCUCGUUUUGAAUUUGUGAGGAACCUUUCCAAUAACUCUUAUGACCUGUUAAUCACGAACAUCUCUGGUUCUGAUGAGGGCUUGUACUACUGUGGAACUAAAGAGGAGAAGGUGGAAGUUAAAGAAAAAGUUGUCUCAAAAACUAUUUACAAAUACGGCAACAUCACAAGUAUCAAAGUUGGAAAGGACAUACCAGAGAAAAGCAGCAUCCUUCUGGUGCCAGUUGUGUCCGCGAUCUCGGGUUUGGGUCUCUUCUCUCUCCUUUACAUCACUUUUAUUCACUUCUGCCAAAAAGCAGAUCAAGAACCUCAAAUUUACCUGAAUCAUCUAAACACCAGAGGACAAACUAAAUCAAACCUGGAUGAAGACAUGUUUUUAACAAAAGUUGUGUUCCAAGCUCAGAAAAAACAAGCACAUCACCAGUUAGAGGACGAUAGUUUUAGUCAAGAAAAAAAGGUGUAAAAAGUAUAUUCAGGCGUUUUUUUGUGUUUAUUUUCAUGUAAAUGCCAAAAGAGACAAAUGCCAAACAGUUGCAACAUAUAUCAGGGUAUUUAACGUUACUAUGCUAUUAAGCAUUUGAGACUUGUGUUGGUUUUUUUUCUGUGAUUGAUAGCAUUGUGGAAAUCAUGCAUAGAAAAAUAAACAUUGUCAAAUGGUGUUUGAGUAACAAACUUUCACAAGAACCAAGCUGUUCUCUGAGGGAUGGAGAUCGCAAACAUCAAGUACUUACAAUAAAGGUGAUCAAAAUGCACAGGAAUUGAAAAAAUAGUGCAGUUACAGGAGUAACACAUUUGUCCUAUGAUUUGAUAAAUUUAAGUAUUAUUUAAAAACACAGCCAUGUUUUUAUUAUUCCCAACUCAGAGUUGUUUAUUAUUUCAAGAAAGACAUCUCAAAGAUGUAAGUGACAAAUGGAAGUGGUGAAAAUGUUUGGGAACUGAAAAAGAAAAAAUAUAUCUUUAAUUUAAUUAACCUUGUAGACAUUUGGAAGGGUGGUGUUUUGAUAAACACGGCCUAUUUUAUUGUUACAACAUUCACUAUUCACUUCAUUGUUAUAAGAAUUAAUGGUCAAUUAAUUUUUUAUCAAAAGUAAUUUUUUGUUUCUUCUGCCUCAGAGUAACCUGCGCAGAAGCAGAGUUGGUUUUCAUGGCAUUGAUUUCACUCAUUAAAUGUUUUAUUCGUCAAAGCUAGCAACAAAGUAUAAUUCAUAAAAUGUGCAAAUCCACCAGGUCUGCAUGAAAAGAAAAUGAAGGCUCAUGACAAAUCACCUUAUAAGCCUGAU